Trypanosoma grayi is the source of this 786-nucleotide messenger RNA. RefSeq lists its product as hypothetical. Lineage: Eukaryota; Euglenozoa; Kinetoplastea; Trypanosomatida; Trypanosomatidae. The record is from RefSeq and is a predicted model, not a curated record. Bases 1 to 786 code for a protein of 261 amino acids. The transcript has a single exon.
AUGAGAAGAAGGUCUUUGAAGCCCACAUACAAACGCUCAAAAGGAAAGGCUAAUUGGACGGUUGAAAACUUCGCCGAGAGAGUUUUUAUUUCAUGUCCUCGGGUUUUUAGUUUUUCUCAUCGCGUGCUCACUAGUCUGCGCCAUCCAUACCUCGCUGUUGUAGUGGAUUUAGUAGACUCGGAUUAUUAUAGGAAAAAGAGUAGAGUUGAGGAGUUACUGGGUGCUUUGUUACAAUCACGUGAUGAGGAGCCCAAGUGGGCUCGUGUCGCCUCUAUGUUUGAUUCCAAGUUGACUGCUGAAGAGAUUGAUCUACUUCGCCGGAAGGUCUCACUGAACACUGGGAUCAGGGUGUGUAUUGAGACAAUAUGGGCAGCACUUGGAGGUGUGUCUUAUGGUGUUAUUAAGGAAGAAGAAUACAAGGGAUUUCACUACAAACUGUACUCUUAUCUUUUGAAGAUAGACAAUGUUAGUGUCGUAACAUCUACUUCCGCAGCUAUUGCAGAGGAUUUUAUGUAUGAUAAGAAGAACGAUUACGGAGUGACUUUUGGGCCAUUUGCAAUUUCUAUGCUUGAGCUGACAGACAACUGGACGAAGACGAGGGAUCCGGAUGAGUACGUUUUAUUUUUGAGGGGUAUAAUUGAUAGGUGUCUUACCAAAAGACCCUGCAUACCUACAAAACAGGAUGAUAUCCCUCUGUAUAAAUAUCCGGUUUAUUUUUCUGGUGGGCUUGUGUGCCGGAUUGAAGAAGGUGAUCAUGUGCGCUAUGUGAAGACGAAGGUGCAGUAG